AUGCCCCUCCAUCACCUAAUGAUCGGCACCUGGACGCCUCCAGGUGCCAUCUUCACUGUCCAGUUUGAUGACGAGAAGCUGGAGCUUAAACUCAUCAAGAGGACCACCAUACCCGAGGACGAGCCCAUCUCGUGGAUGACCUUUGACCAUGCCAAGAAGAACCUGUACGGCGCGGCCAUGAAGAAGUGGUCCAGCUUCGCUGUCCGUUCGCCCACCGAGAUCGUCCACGAGGCCUCACACCCAAUAGGCGGUGACCCGAGAGCCAACGACGCCGACACAAACACCCGCGCCAUCUUCCUCCUGGCUGCCCGCCAGCCCCCUUACGCCGUCUACGCCAACCCUUUUUACCGCCACGCCGGCUACGGCAAUGUCUUCUCCGUCAGUGGCUCAGGCAGCUUGGCCACCAAUGUCCAGAACUACGCCUACCAGCCCAACACGGGCAUUCACGGCAUGGUGUUCGACCCGACCGAGACCUACCUCUACUCGGCCGACCUGACCGCCAACAAGCUGUGGACGCACCGCAAGAACCACGAGGACGGCUCCGUCGAGCUUGUCGGCUCCGUCGACGCUCCAGAUCCGGGCGACCACCCGCGCUGGGUUGCUAUGCACCCCACGGGCCAGUACCUGUACGCCCUCAUGGAGGCGGGCAACAGGCUGUGCGAGUAUCUGAUCGACCCGGCCACUCACCUGCCAGUCUAUACCCACCACAGCUGGCCCCUCAUCCCUCCAGGCAUCUCCACCCACGACCUGACCACGGGCAAAGGCCUGUACCGCUCCGAUGUGUGCACCCUGACAUUCUCGGGUCGCUACCUCUUCGCCACAGCCCGCGCCAACAGCUUCGACCUAACGGGCUAUAUCGCCGCCUUCCGCCUGCGCGACUGCGGGAGCAUCGAAACCCAGAUCUGCCUCAACCCGACCCCGACCAGCGGCGGCCACUCCAACGCCGUGGCCCCCUGUGACUGGAGCGACGAGUGGCUGGCCAUCACGGACGACCAGGAGGGCUGGGUCGAGAUGUACAGAUGGAAGGACGAGUUUCUGGCCCGCGUCGCCAGGUGUCGCAUCCAGGAGCCUGGCUUUGGCAUGAACGCCAUCUGGUACGACUGA
Messenger RNA from Cryphonectria parasitica EP155, 1104 nucleotides. RefSeq lists its product as uncharacterized. Gene Ontology annotation, molecular function: protein binding; 6-phosphogluconolactonase activity. Bases 1 to 1104 code for a protein of 367 amino acids. NCBI's taxonomy places the organism in Eukaryota, Fungi, Ascomycota, Sordariomycetes, Diaporthales, Cryphonectriaceae. The transcript has a single exon. The record is from RefSeq and is a predicted model, not a curated record.